This is a messenger RNA of Symbiodinium sp. CCMP2592, 1491 nucleotides long. The record is from the annotation of a GenBank genome assembly. NCBI's taxonomy places the organism in Eukaryota, Dinophyceae, Suessiales, Symbiodiniaceae.
AUGUCCUCCCCUGCCGGCAACCGUAGCACCUAUGCUGAGAACCAGAUGUAUCCACGGGUGCAGGUUGCCAAUGCUCCUGAUUUGGUUCCUGAGCGCAUGAUUGAAAAGAUGGAGACCAUCAAGGACAAUCCCCUCGAGGCGAUGCGACUGGGGGACAUGGAGUUCCGCCGGGAGGAAGUGGACGAGGCUCACUUCCGGCAGAAGCUGGAGAAAAUGAGCCGUCCCUGGCAGCUCCUCUACCAAUACCGCCGGGCGAAGAAGCACAAGGAGCCCAUGGAGACAGUCAUGCUGGAAAAGACCAUCAUCAAGCUUGGCGGACUGUUGGCCUUGGGCUUUGGCGAAGCUGGGGCAGAGGUUAUUGGCCAGAACAUGAAGGUGAGUGCCACGGCCGGGGUCAACGCCAUGGUUCCGGGAUCCAAGGUCGAAGCCAUCAUCGGCUUUUGCAACAUUCGGAACUUCAUGGCAGCGACCGAGGUUCUGAAAGAGAAGGUGAUGCUCUUCGUGAACCAGGUGGGUGAGAUCGUCCACGGCUGCGUGGACGACUUCCAUGGCGCGCCAAAUCGGAACAUCGGCGAUGCCUUCUUGGUGAUCUGGCGGCUGACAGGUCUUCCGGAAAAGCAGACCAAGUUGGCAGACAUGUCCCUCAUGUCCUUUGUGAAAAUCAUCGCGGAGAUCAACAAGUCGCGGGUCAUCGCUGCCUAUCGUCAGCAUCCCGGCUUCCAGAUGCGAAUACAGGACUACCGGGUUACGCUGGGCUUCGGCCUGCACUGCGGCUGGGCGAUUGAGGGGGCCAUUGGCAGCGAGUACAAGAUCGAUGCCUCCUACCUGUCUCCCAAUGUCAACGUCGCCUCAAAGCUGGAGGCCGCCACAUCCCAGUUCAAGGUGUGGAUGCUGCUGUCGCACAGCAUGGUGAACAUGUGCAGCAACGAGGUAGCCUUGACCUGCAGACUCAUCGACCAAGUCACAGUCAGCGGGUCACGAAUCCCGAUGCGUGUGUACACCGUGGACCUCGACGUCUCAAGGAUCCAUGUUGUCGAGCAAGGACCUGAUCGAAUCAUCAGGAACCGCUUCAAGAUCCGCCAGCUUCGCGAGGUGCGGAAGAGCGAGAAGAUGGCGGAGGAAUACCGCGUGUGGGAUGCCAUGACGAGCAACCCGGACAUCCGGCAGAUGCGCCAGCUCUUCUCAGAGGAGUUCUUCCAGCGCUUUGCCAUGGCAUACCGCAAUUACGAGGCAGGAGAGUGGCUUGCAGCGCGCGACAUGCUCUUUACCUGCCACUACCAGCCGCAGCACGACAUCGGACGACGGCUCGUAACCUCGGAGGCUGAUUGGCCUGUUGACGGGCCGACGGCAACUCGGACUAAAUCGGGUUCUGAUGGGCGCUUCAAGAUGACUAUCUCCAUUCUGAGAUCUUUUGUGAGUUGGGCAGAACUUGUUCGGCGCAGGGCCGGCUUCCAUGCAUUGCGUUGUGAAGCUUCUCGGAAUCUCCCAUAG